This is a messenger RNA of Lymnaea stagnalis (great pond snail), 8392 nucleotides long. NCBI's taxonomy places the organism in Eukaryota, Metazoa, Mollusca, Gastropoda, Lymnaeidae. The record is from the annotation of a GenBank genome assembly.
CACAUUUAUUUGUAUAUUCGCCAAAUUUUAACAACCAAUUUUAUGCAUAAUGCUAUAAAUUAUUGUAAAAAAAAAAAAACACAAUUGAAAACUUUCUUUACCAUUUCUUAUAUUUAUAUGAUAUAUGACAAAUAUUGUUAAUGUAAGUAGACACAGCACAGGCUGAAUAGGCCAAAUCAAAACAGCUUUUAUUUUAUGAAUUUGAGUUUGAGCAAUAUAGGGGGCUUAUAUUUAUAUGGGUUAUUUGAAUUUGGUGGGUAGUAGUAGCCCAUACUAAUGAAUUUAUUAUACAGCCUUUAAGGGUUUAAGGGGAUCUGUUCUAGGCAAUUGUUUUACCCCAACUACUUUGCAAGAUAUUUACAAACUAUAGGCCUAUAGAAUAUGAUACUCUGACAUCAUAGACAUGAGUCAUGUCAUGAGUGGUGUGGGGCUUAUCUAAAUCACGGUAACAAGAUAUGACAAGGCAUAUUAUUUUUAAUUGAUACUAGUUAGAGCUUAUUUAGCUUUAUAACAUUUGAAAUGGAUACCAUUUCAUUUUAUUUUGUAAAUCGAAGUGUCUACAUGUCCAGCUCGCAUGUCACAUGACCGCCGGACGACAAGAGGGAGAAAUUCUUCUGACGACUAGUGAAAGAUAUUAUUUGGUGGUAGACAUGUCAUGUAACAAGUGGUCGCCGGCAAAAUAGUUGCAUUGCAUUUGAUAUUCCAAUAUUGUGUACAUAUAUUAGUCAGCUGAUGCCUAGAUAAUAAAUAAAUGCUGAACAUGGUAAUAUAUUCCGAUGCUCUGAGAUACAUUAAGUGUUUGACUUUGAAUAUUAAACUAGUGGGCCUAUAUACUAACUAGUAGUACUAUUACUAUUCUACUUGAUUCUGACUCUUCUAAGAAAAAGUCCCUUAUCUUGAUUAAACAUCUUGUAAAGAUCUAGCUUGAAGCCUAAAUUCAAAAUAUGAAUCAAAUAAAAUUAGACCAAUAGACUUCAAUAGACUUAUGUCAAUAAAGUUGUAUUACAGGAUUAGUAUUUAGUAUUGCAUGAGAAGUAGGCUAGGCUACCACUAUAUCGGCCCUACAUUAAGAUGUAGGGCAUAUUUCUUUGUGAACUAUCGGCCUUCCCAAAAGAAACAUAAUUAUUUAUCACCCUCACUAUUAUUUUUUUAGCAUUCUUAUUUUUUAUCACCUUAAUUAUCUCUCCCUCUCAGCAUUGCUUCCUUUUAGAAUGUAUUAUUGCUUAUCCCCCACUUUGUUUUGAUUAAUAUACCCAAGUAUUUUUUCUAUUAUUUGUUUGCAAGAUACUUAGUAAAUUUCAUGGUAGAGAAAUAGAUUUUAAAAUGAACAAUAGUUAUGAACUAAAACUAAGACCAUCAGUGAACGCUCCUUCUGCUUCCAUGGGCCCACGUUCUGGAACCAGCUCCCCUUCCAUAUACGUCAUAGUGAAACCUCGUCCAUUUUCAAAAAGUCCCUUAAAACUCAUCUGUUUAGGUCCGCCUAUGACCUGUGAUGCACCCUCCUUGCCCUACCUAAUUUUCUGUUUCGGUUUAAUCCUGAAGUGUCAAAGUGUCCUCUUUUUAUAGCCAGAAUAGUAGUUACUAUCCUAGUGUCUCAUUUGUAUUUACUUAGUUUACAUGUUUUAAUAAUUGUAAAGCGCUUAGAGCUUUAUGAUAAGCGCUAUAUAAAAAUGCCUAAAUAAAUAAAUAAAUAAAUAAAUGAAUCAUUGUGGUCACGAGACAAGGCUGACGGACAAAUAUCUUGAGCCACUUUGUUACGGCGGUCAUGUGACUUGGUAGCCGGACGAGUAUCUCGAUAAAGUAUUCUUCCAGUGGUCAUGUGACUUGGUUGCCGAACAGAUAGUGCGGGAGAUAUACGUCCGACGCGCCGAACAUAUGGACACUGCCUUUAUAAAUUUAAGCAAUGAAUGAAUCAUUGAUAUAGCCUAAAAAUACUUUUUCCCCUUAUUUAUCUAUGUUCAGCUUUGGAAUGAAUAGCAUUAUUUUUGUGUCAAGAUCUAUAAAUUAAUGUCCUUAAAAUAAUUAAUUAAUAAUCUAAUAACAGAAUUCAUUAAUUAUAAAUUGUUUUUUAUUCUUUUUAUUUUAGGUAUGAAAUACUUCUAAAGCUUUAGCACAUAUGUAAGAACUACAACAUGCAACUUUACUAAAAAAAAUAACAAGUAGGAUCAGUUAUUAUUAAGAAUGGAUAAAUAAGGCUCUACCUACUAGUGUCAAGAGAGAAUAUUUCUAAUUUGUGAUAUUCAUCAAAGAAUGAGUAAACUAAAUGGUCUACAACAUAAAAGAGGGAAAGAGAAAGUUAAAAAGUACAAACGGAGACCUGAUGCUUUCACUGUUCAUGUGACUGUUGAGCCUACUGAGGAGAAAUUCAAACUAAAUGAUGUCUACAAUGAUAUGACUGUAGCACAGCUCAAGGAUGAAGUAGAAAUAGCUACUGGAAUUCCUGUUUCCUUACAAAGAUUAAGUUAUCUGGAUGAAGGUGUGUUUAAAAAAAAUAAAUAUAUAUAUAUAUAUAUAUUAUAUCCUGUGUGUAUGUAUCCCCGGUAUAUAUAAAUAUAUAGACAUAGUAUACGAUUUUUAGACCUCUUUUAGGCUCAUGCUCCUUCAUGAUUUCUUAGUUAGCCAUAUAAUUUUAUUUUUUUAAAUCCAGGAGAGUUGCCAGAUCAGUCAGAUGUACGCAGCAAUGAUUUUGUGCCUGGUUGCACUGUGAAGCUCAAAGUAUGGCCCAUGUACAGAGAACUGGUUGAGGCAGUUGUGGCCAAUGAUGUUGAAUGGGUCAGUCUUAAAUAAGACUUUGAAAAGUACAUGUUCUUGUUAUAAUUACUUAUACUUAUGUGAUAUUCUCAAGAGAGUUAGGAAGUUUAGACUGAAUAAACUUCAAUUCACGUUCAAUGAACUUGAAUUUGUGUUUCUCUCUUUUAUCCAUAAACAUUUACUAAACCAGAAUCAGAUUAGUUUCUCAUUGAAGCUCACUAUCACCCAACAGGUUUUUAAACUAGGAGUGACUGAUCCUUCCGACUAUCACACACCAGCUAGUGACUACAUGACAAAGAAGUCAAGAAAGGCAUGGCUAGAAGAGAGAGCUUUCGUUGCACUUUGUCUUGCAGCACAUAGGGGAUAUGAGGAAAUAGCAAUCAAACUAAUUGAAACUGGUAAGAGUAAAAAAGAUAUUGUUGUUUCAUUUUUUUUAGUGCUUAGUAAAUAGCCUGAAAUUAUAAGAAAAGGAAGGAAACUGGUAUUUCUUCCUUAUUUUACAAUUCGUGUUUGUAUAACAAUUAGUCCAUGAAAUGUGUUGUUUCUUUCAUUAACAGGGGCCAAAGUCAAUAUGCAAACACCAACAGGGAAGACACCUUUACACUUGGCAUCUGCAAAAGGAAAUGGAGAGAUUAUUAAUACAUUGUUGAGUCAUGGUAAUCCAUAAAGCUAUUUUAGCUAUUUUUUUAGUACUUUCUGUGAUGUAUGUUUUUAUUGUGUAUCAUAUGAUAAAAAUCUACCUUUGCAUCUCUAUCCAUCGAUCCCUGUGGCACUACAGCCCAUUAAGGGCUUUGGCCUGCAUCACCACAUCCUGCCACUCAGACCAUCUGUCCAUCCCUGUGGCACUACAGCCCAUGAAGGGCUUUGGCCUGCAUCACCACAUCCUGCCACUCAGACCUAACUGAUGCUUUUCUUUUCCAUGCUUGGAUUCCCAGCUGCUGCAGAUCUUUUUCAACAUCAUCCAUCUAAGCCUAGUUCUGCCUUUGAAUCUGGGGUUUUGGUGGUGCAACCUCUUCACUCCUCUGUCAUUUGGCAAUCUUUCUGAGUGUCUUGCCCAUCGUAGCCUCUCCUUCUUUUUUUCUGCUACUACCGUGGAAUCCUGUUAUAAACUUGACAAUUCCUGUUUGGUUGCAUCCAUAUUCAUCCUUUGUUGGCCCAUAUAUUUUCCUGAGAACUUUCCUCUCCCAUGUUUUCUGCUGGUUUUUGUUAGGGUCCAAGUUUCACUUUCUUAUUUCAUUCAAAUCUUCUUUUUCCUCGUAUGACUUCUUGCAUUAUCUUUUUAGCAUUUUUAAAAACUAAUUCAUGUUACUUUUUCAUUUAAGAUUUCAGAAUUGAUUUCUAGUUUUAUUUAAUUUUGGUAAAGUUUAGCAAGACUUUUAAGCAUUUUAACAAAUAUCUUAAAUAAGGUGCUGAUGUCAACAUGGAGGACCACAAUGGCAACACAGCUUUAACCAUUGCCGAGAGAUUCGGAAGCAAAGUUUGUUCUAGAAACUUGUUCCAAUUCCAGUGGCAAGAGAGAGCAAAGCGUAUUAAACCAUCAAAAAAUGUGAGCAUGGAAAUGCCUUAAGAAAUUGUAUUGUUUCUUAAACAAUUACCUGUUCUCACAAAAUAAGACUGAGCUGGGUACAGUUUUUGUCUGGGUACCGGGUCAGGGUAUUUUGAGACUUUACCUGUCAGAUCUGGGUCAGGGUAUUACAAAUCAGGAAUUAUUUUUAUAAAAAUGAGUAAUGUGUUCCACCCAAUGAAGGAAAAGUGAAGACUGCAAGUAUAGAACCAGUGGCGACCACGAAUGCAUCAAAGUUGAAAGCUUUAUAACACUAAAAUAGUACAUAAUCUUAACAUAAUGAACAUUUAAAAAAAUCAUGAAGUAGAUCUGCGAGAUAUACAUGAAUCACACCCUAAUAGAAAAUGUAAAUAUGUUUACAAUAUUUGCAUUUAAAUUGUAAAGAUAUUUGUCACAGAGAUAAGUUGAGUUAAGGGAGUUAAGAGAGGUGAGAAUUAGGACUUAGAACUUAUAGAGUAUGGAACUUGGAAAAGACGGACCAAUCAGAAAGGAGAAGAUAUGGAGAGAAUCAUGGCGGUUGUUAUAAGUUUAAGUCCAUGAUAUCAAUAUAUUAAUUAGUAAGAUAAUGAAUAGGUUAUAAGUAUGAUAAGUAUUCUUUAUGUGUGAUUAUGAUUACUUAUUUGUGAGUGUGUAUUUAUAAUAAAUGAUAGUCACUAUCUUUCACUGAACUCCACAACGCCUCUGUUGUUCAUAGAUAGAUAAUAUAUAGUAUAGUUAGUAAUUAAUAUAAGCAUUGUGUGAUCUGUGUGCACUGUAAGUGAAUAUAGACGUGACAAUAUGAAAUUUUAGAUAUGAAUUAGUAAAUAGUCAAAUUAGUUGUUUUUCUUGUACAGUAUACACACAUUUUUCUCCUGUAGGUGCCAUUGUUUGCACAUCAGUACCAUGACUCAAGUUUCCCUGUCUGGAAAAGAGGAAAAUCUGCCCAGAUUUAUGUGUCUAAGAUUUUAAAACCAGGAGAAUUUGAAGGGACAGCACUCAGUGCUCCAAAAAGUGGUAGACAUCCUAGUCUCGCUCACAAGCAAAUCCGAGAUGCCACAUUUUUCAGUGACUCACAAGACAGCACUUCGGUGGAUAUGGAAAGUUUCCCAGAUGGUAAAGCCAUUAAAGAUUUGACUUGACUAAGAUUUAUGACAUUGAUAAUGUUAAGCUUUUGGUACAAUGACUCACAUAUAAACAUUUCUUAGAAGUAAUUAGCUUACUUGAGAUCAGUAAAAGUAUAAGUAAAAGGAAAAAAAUGUAUUGAAUCUAUGAAAAGAGAAGUGACAGAAAGAUUUGGAUGGUGUGAUGGGUUUUCAGUGGAACAAUUCAACUUUGGCUCAAUAACUGAAUAUAGGAUAUGCGACCAAAUCUUAUAGAAAGACAAUUUCAUAUAAUUGAUUCUCACACUUCUUUCAAUUUUAUCUUUUGUUUCAGUUCACAAACCAUCCAUCCCUGUGGCGCUACAGCCCAUGUAGGGCUUUGGCCUGCCUCACCACUUCCUUCCACUCAGACCUAACUAAUGCCUAUCUUUUCCAUGCUUGGACUUACAACUGCUGCAGAUCUUUUUCUACAUCAUCUAUCCACCUAAGCCUAGGUCUGCCUUUGAGCCUUUUUCCUCUGGGGUAUUGGUGAUGCACCUUCUUCGUUCCUCUGUCAUUUGGCAUUCUCUCUAGGUGUCCUGCCCAGCGUAGCCUGCCUCUCUUUAUUUCUGCCACUAUCGUGGGAUCCUGGUAAAGACUGUAUAAUUCCUGGUUGGUUUGUAUUCUCCAUCCAUAUUCAUCCUUUGUUGGCCCGUAUAUUUGCCUGAGAACUUUCCUCUCCCAUGUGUUUAAUAGGUUUUCUGCUGUUUUUGUUAGGGUCCAACUCUCCCUUGCAUAUGUUACAACUGGUCUGAUCACAGUUUUAUAAAUAGUUUUCUUUGUUUCUCUUGUAAUGUUUUUACUUUUGAGUAUUUCCUGAUACUGAAGUAUGCCCUGUUUCUGGCUGAUAGUCUUUCUUGUAUUUCUGUUAGUAAUUCGUUUCUUUCAUUUAACAAAGAUCCUAGGUAUUUGAAUUAAUUUACUUUUUCAAAAGUUUGGUUUCUAAUUUUAAUUGUUUCAUCUGUUUGUGCCUCUCUUAUAAUGAUCAUGUAUUUUGUUUUUUGGUUAACUUCCAACCCUGCUUGUAGAUAUGCGUCUUCUAAUUCAAUAAAGGAUUUUGAUACGUCUUUAAUACUUUUCCCUAGAAGUGCUAUGUCAUCAGCAUGUGCAAGAUACUGGAGUGGUUUGUUGUAGAGUGUGCCCGUUGGUUGUGGGCCUUGAGUUUCCCUCAGAAAGUAUCCUGUUAUCGUUCCUCGAGUGUCAAUGUGUAUGUUUCUAAUAACUAUCUCUAAUGUUAGGUUAAAGAGCAUACAAAACAGUGAGUCUCCCUCUCCAACAUCUGUUCUUAAAUUUUUUAAAACUUUAAUCAAUGUAUAUUUGUUUCAUUGCCAUGAAAAAGUCAUGUGAUCACCAGUUCACACAGUACACAAUCACCAGUUUGUGAAAUGUAACUCAAUGAUUUAUUUCAGAUUCAGGGACAUUGCCCCCCAUAGGCAGGACUAACAAGAAAACAGUGUAAGUGUACUCAAACUAUAACAAACAGUGUGGUGUACUCAAACUAUAACACUGUUGUGUAUUUCCUUUUAUAUUGGUAGUUGUUUAUUCACUGAUUGUGUUUAGGACGGCACAAAGUGUUUUGGGGGUGUUGUGUAACCCAUUAUGAAUACACAGAGUGUAACAUAAUGAUUAAUGACUUUAUUGGUCUGAAAAGGAUUUUGUAAAUUAUUUGUACAAAUUAUCUUAUGAAGACUCUUUAACUCCUAGACAACAGCUUUUACAGUCGUUUUACCUCUAUACUAUUAGUGUUUGACAACAAUGAUUGUGGGCACUGGGAUUAUCACACUUGAACACUCACUGAUGGUAGCAAAUAUUUAUUUAUACUACAGACGUAAUUUAGCUGCGAGUAGGUUUAACAUUAACUGAAUAAUGAAUUGGUUUCAUAGAUAUUUAAAAAUGUAAACCUUUUUAGAAUGAAGAAACCGUUGUCUUAUGAGGAGUGGGUAGGAAAACAGAAAGAAAUUCAGAAGAAGAUUAUGGCUGAAAACAAAAAAAAGGCAGAGGAAGAAAUGCAGAGGAAACUGGAAGAAGAGGAAAAGUGAGUAGACUAAACUUUUCAGAUAAUAAAAAAUAUAAUUCAUAUUGUGUUCAUUUAAAUGUAAAAUAUUUAUACAAUGUUAUUAAAGUUAUUUAUAGGUUAAAGUUUAGCCUGCUCAAAUAAGUUAAAUUAUAAUAAGCCUUACAAUAGAUAAACUUUUCUUUUUAAAUAUCAAAGGCAAAAAGAAGAAAAUGAAAAGCUCGGCUAUGAGAUGUGGCUGGCUGAAAGAGAACAGGAGAAACUGGAGAAGUCCCCACGUCAUUCUUUGCCUUACAAGAACCAGCCUAAUGUUCCUGAUGGCAGGUCUCUGCUUCCUGUUCACCAAGACGGUGCUUUACGACUGUAUCUGCGGAGCUUAGGCAAAUCAAAAUCAGGUGUGAACUAUGAGGACUGGUUAAAUGAAAAAGAGAAUGAAAUCAACCAGUUAGUGAAGCAUCUUCAUACCUCUGUGUAGAUGUAGCAAUUAAGCUGUUCAAAAUAACCAUUUGAAGUUUUGUAAUGGCUUGGAUACACUUGAACAAAGAGGUUUUGUAAAAAGAUGUGUUUGGGCGAAAUUAUGCAAUUUUGAACAGAUUGUUUACAAGAGUAAGCAUCUGCUUUAAAUCCAAAAGAAAUGAUGAAAAAUAAUGCUGUUUUACUGUGAUAUCUGUAAACAUGUUUAAAAAAAAGGAAUUGUAGCAAAAAGGUGUUUGAAUUAUUUGCAAAUUUUGCAUUUCACCAAAUAUGGAGCUAUUUUGUUGUCUUUUUUUAAAACCCUUAACAUAUCUUGUUCCAUUAUUUAUUUAUUAUGUUAAAAUUUUAUUUCCAAUGUAAACAAAUGUUGGCACUGUGAAGGUAAAUUGUAGUAGUUCCUUGAACGUGUAAAUCGAAUGUACAUUUCAUAAAAUGUUUAAUUCAGUAUUAUGGAAUAAAUAUUGAACACAC